AUGCGGACUCCUGAAGGGGCGCAUCCAGGCGGAGAGCAGGCCGGGCAUCUGCGCUCAUGCAGCCGGCCGACGGAGCGCGAAGGCGGCGGUGGAGGUGGACAAGGCGACGGGGUGGUGAUGGACGCGGAGGUGCUGGGGGCUUUGCGGGAAGACGCGAAUGGUCUGGCAGACCUUCCCCACAGUGGGUCUCAGUUUAUCUAUAAGACGUCUACUGGGAGCACAAGUGAGAUCCCUGAGUGUCAUGUCUACUUCAAGUGUGUUCGGGGCAUGCCCAGCGCAUUUCUCUGCAUCGAGGGUGGAUCCUGUCGUGGUUGGCUCUUGACUGUUCUGCUGAGCACGUUUAUGUUCCAGCUGCUGAGGAGCGUCGGACUGAGGGCGUUCUCCAUGGCCUCUGAGACUUACAAAUCUGGGGCGCACUCUGCUGCCUUCAUCACCUGCCCCAAUGAUACUGUAGCCAAAGACUUGGCCAGAGGCAUUGUGCAGCAGAAGCUGGCCGCGUGCGUCAACGUUGUGCCUUCCAUCACAUCCGUGUAUGAAUGGCAGGGGGCCAUCCAGGAGGACACUGAGGUUCUGCUGAUGAUCAAGACCAGAAGUUCUAAGGUUCCUGCUCUUACCGAUUACGUUCGGAAGAACCACCCGUAUGAGGUGGCUGAAGUCAUCAGCCUGCCCAUCGACCAGGGCAACCCGCCCUACCUCAAAUGGAUCUCCGAUAUCGUGCCUGAAUGA
Messenger RNA from Nerophis lumbriciformis (worm pipefish), 726 nucleotides. NCBI's taxonomy places the organism in Eukaryota, Metazoa, Chordata, Actinopteri, Syngnathiformes, Syngnathidae. The record is from RefSeq and is a predicted model, not a curated record.